UUUCUGAACGCUGAACUGCACGAUAGAUGCGGCUCCAACAACAACUUCAAAUUAUCAUUUAUAACAUUUUUUACUCCAUUCGAUUAGUAAAUAUCCAGCCAGCAUCAAACAUAAUCACAGGCUUUAUCUUUGAAGCUUUUAAUUCUGAUAAAAGUCGAGCAGUUGAGCGGCAAAAUGAGUCUUCAGUCGAUCGAUUCGGAGGAGCAGCUCAAUCAGUCAUUGCAGGCAUCAGACAGAGCUGUUAUUUACUUCUGUGAAGAAUGGGAGACCAACUACGCAUCUCUCUCUGCUAGCGUUGAGACUGCAGCUAAAUCUUUCAAAGACGUGACCUUUUUCAAAGUUCUCGCUGAAAAGUCUCCAAAAAUAGCUCUAAAAUAUGAUGUGAAGGAAGUUCCCACGUUCAUCAUCUUUCAAAGUGGAAUUGAAGUUGAUCGAGUGAGAAUGGAGCAAACAUUGCUGAACUCUCCGUCAAGCUUUAAAUUUACUUACCCAUACAAAUCCAGUACUAAAGGAAAUGAAUUUUACAAAGAAUUGGUGAACAAAGCUCCAGUGCUGCUUUUUAUGAAAGGAGAUCCCAAAGAACCCAGAUGUGGCUUCAGUCGUCAAAUAGUGGCAAUACUUGAUGGCAUCUGUGCAAAUUAUUCCACAUUCGAUAUUCUGAAGGACGAAGAUGUACGCCAGGGCCUUAAGACUUUCGCCGAGUGGCCAACCUACCCUCAGCUUUGGGUGAAGGGAGAACUGAUAGGAGGCUUGGAUAUUGUCCGAGAGAUGCUUGAGAGCGGAGAGCUUCAGGAAGCUGUCAAGGUUUAAAUUAAUUGGGAAAAUGAUUGGAUAAUUUGGAUCCCUGUUGCUCCUGCCCUGUCAGUAACAUUGGGAUAUUUCAAAUGAAGGAUAUUGAACAAAUAAUAAAGAUGGAAAUUGUAAAACAAAAGU
Messenger RNA from Neocloeon triangulifer, 933 nucleotides. RefSeq names its product glutaredoxin-3 (gene Grx3). The record is from RefSeq and is a predicted model, not a curated record. Lineage: Eukaryota; Metazoa; Arthropoda; Insecta; Ephemeroptera; Baetidae. The coding region runs from base 175 to 810 and encodes 211 amino acids. The transcript has 5 exons.